Molecule: messenger RNA, 1593 nt
Organism: Hymenoscyphus albidus
Lineage: Eukaryota; Fungi; Ascomycota; Leotiomycetes; Helotiales; Helotiaceae
Source: the annotation of a GenBank genome assembly
AUGAGUCAAAUGGCUCGAGAAUGUAUUAAUAUUAUUAGUAUGUUCAGGCAUCAAACUAUAUGCGAGUCUACUUUUCUAAGGUUUUCUGUGCAGUGGCCAUACUUUGUAAGCCAAAGCAAGAAAAAUGGUUGAAUAACUACUCAUCCGAAAUUAAAGAUGUAUUCCACCCUAAAUUAUAUAUCUGAGGGUUUAUCUGCAGAUAAUCAUAUAUUAAAUCCUUAUUAUGUAACAGGAUUUACAGAUGAAGGCAGUUUUUUAAUAAAUAUACAUAAAAGGUCAGACCUAAUAUUAGGUUAUAGUGUCAGCCUAUCUUUUAAGAUAAAAUUACAUUUAAAAGAUAAAGAAUUAUUAGAAAACAUAUCUAACUUUUUUAAUGUAGGUAAAAUUUAUCUAAGAAAAGAUGGGUAUGUUGACUACAUUGUAAAUUCAAUGAAAGAUCUAUACUUCGUAAGAAGAGAAGUUAUUAUUAAUCAUUUUAAUGAUUAUCCAUUAAUUACACAAAAAUUCUCUGAUUAUAAAUUAUUUAAAUUAGUAUUUGAAUAUAAAAAAAGAGAACAUUUAGGCUUUACUUACUUACUUACGUACGUACGUAAAGCCAAAAAUAUAAUUGCUUCUUUAAGGCCUCAAACUAUUACACCUGAAUUGGAAACUAUAGAUCCACAUUGAGUAUCUGGUUUUGUAGAUGGUGACGGAUGUUUUUACAUAUCAUUAACUAAUAAUUCAACUGGCGUAGGCUUAGUAUUUAAAAUUACACAACAUACUAGAGAUACUGAUUUAUUAAAAGAAUUUGUGAAUUUUUUUAACUGUGGACGUUACAGUUUAAGUUCACCAGAGGCGGGUGAUUUUAUGGUUACUAAAUUUGAAGAUAUUUAUACUAAAAUUAUACCUUUUUUUAAUAAAUAUACUUUAAAGGGUUCUAAGUCAUUAGAUUUUUAUGCUUUUAAUCGUGCUCUAUACUUCGUAAGAAGAGAGUUAAUAAUAAAUAAAGCUCAUCUUACUUCAGAAGGGUUUGAAUCAAUUAAACCAAUUAAAUUAGGCACGCUUUAUUUCGGACGAAGUACCGCCGCUUUUAUUUCGGACGAAGUACAGCCGCUUUUAUUUCGGACGAAGUACAGCCGCUUUUAUUUCGGACGAAGUACAGCCCACGCUUUUAUUUCGGACGAAGUACAGCAGACAAAUAAAAAAAGAAUAACUAAAUCUAUAAUUACUAAUGUACAAAAAAGAACAUAUGUAACAACAAAAAUUUGUAACAAGACCACAUCACAUGAUUUUAAUGAAUGAUUAUCUGGACUAAUAGAUGGCGAUGGUCAAUUUUUUGUAUCUAAAAAAGGUUAUGCUAAUUUUAAAAUUGUAAUGAAAAAGGAAGACACAUUAGCACUUAAUAGUUUAAAGCAGAAAUUUGGUGGAUCUAUUAAAGAGAUAUCUUCAGGUUUAAAAUAUAAAUUAGCACAUAAAAAAGGGUUAAUUAAAUUAGUUAAUAAUGUUAAUGGUUUAAUUAGAAAUCCUUCAAAGAUGUUACAAUUAGAUAAGGUUUGUAAAUUAUAUGGCGUAAAGUUUGAAACAUCUAAACCUUUAACUUAUUACAACGGAUGA